This is a messenger RNA of Ostreococcus lucimarinus CCE9901, 492 nucleotides long. RefSeq lists its product with no specific name. NCBI's taxonomy places the organism in Eukaryota, Viridiplantae, Chlorophyta, Mamiellophyceae, Mamiellales, Bathycoccaceae. The transcript is spliced from 2 exons. Bases 1 to 492 code for a protein of 163 amino acids. The record is from RefSeq and is a predicted model, not a curated record.
AUGCUUCGAGCGAUCGCGCGAGCGUCGCGAGCGGUCGCGGGCGUCGACGCGCGGCGACCGACGGGACGGGCGAUCGACGCGCGACGCGCGGUCGGGACGUUCGUCGGCGCGGAGAGCGAGGAGUUGGCGUACGCGCCGACGAAAAAGGUGAAAUUCGAACCGACCGAACCGACGUUCAUGACGCAGUUCACCCUGAACCGCGCGAACGCCAAGAGCACGAUGGAGGGCGCGGAGGACGCCGAACGGUUGGUCGCGCGUCUGAUCGGGAUGCUCGGCGGGAGCUUGAAGACGUUUUACGUGACGCAGACGGGGGCGUUUGACGGCGUGUGCGUGUACACGUUUCCGAAAAACCACGACUCGAGGACGUUCACGUGCCUGCUGCGAUCGAGCGCGGGGUACGAUAGGAUCGAGACGACGAAGUUGAUGGCGAGCGCCGACGCCGCGAUGUGCGCCAAGGCGGCGCGCGAGGUGGAGAAGCAGUUGAAGAAGUGA